AAGAUAUUAUAAUUUACUUUUAUGUUUUAUGAGAAGCUAAAAUAUAAUAGUAAAAAUAAACAGUGAAGUAUUUGUUUGUUAUAAGAAAAUUUAUGGAUUUAUUACUUUAUUAUAAAUAUAUCAAUUCUCUCUUUUAAAAAAUAUUUAUAAUAAAUGUAUAAUACUGCGCAACAGUUUCAGUGCUAGAAUCAUCAGGAUAAAAAGGAUAAUACAACAUAUAAAAAAUGGUUAUUUGCACUGAAUUUCAAGCAAUUGUACUUGCUGGUGGAAAGGGUUCUCGUAUGACAGAACUCACAGCUGGACAACCAAAAUGUUUAUUACCCAUUGGAAAUAAACCAAUGAUUUGGUUUUCUCUACAACUACUUGAACGUAGUGGAUUCAAUGAAUGUCUUAUAGUGGUAUCAGAAUCAGUGAAAAAUGAUGUAUCAUUGUCGUUAGAUAAAUUAGAUUUAAAAAUUAAAAUGGAAAUUAUAGGAAUACAAGGUGCAGAAGACCUUGGUACUGCAGAUUCUAUUAGACUAAUUCAUGAAAAAAUUCACACAGAUUUCUUAGUAUUAUCAUGUGAUUUGAUCACAGAUAUCGAUAUCUCUGAAACAUUAAAUCUAUAUAGAAAACAUAAUGCAAGUAUUACAGCAUUGAUGUUACCAAUGAUCAAAGUACCAGAUGAAUUUGUUACUCCAGGACCUAAAAAUAAACAAAGACCAGAAACGGAUCUAAUUGGAAUAGAUAAUGAAACAGGACGUUUAGUAUUUUUGGCAUCAGCUUCAGAUUUCGAAGAAACAAUAAAUAUAUCUCAAAAAAUUCUUAGGAAACAUACCAGUUUUACUAUGCACUCUAAACUAAUGGAUGCACAUGUGUAUAUUAUUAACAAAUGGGUUUUGGAUUUUCUAGUAUUUAACAAAAACUUUAGUACAUUGAAAGGUGAACUUCUUCCAUAUAUAGUUACUAAACAAUUAUCAAAACCACCUAAGCAAUCUCUAGAAGACAAAAAUACUUCCAUGGUACAAGUAAAUUUGAAAGAAGAUAUAUUCCGUUUUGCAGUUGCAAAACCAUUAGAUGAGUUAAUAAGAAGAAUGUCUGCAUUUAAUGACCACAAUACUGAUCUACAAGAAGCUUACCAUGGUGAUAUAAUUAGGUGUUAUGCUCACAUUAUGAAUGAUGGGUUUGGAUUAAGAGCUAACACUAUUCAAAUGUAUCAUCUUGCAAAUUUUAAGAUAUCUGAUUGGUCUUCUAGUAUUAUAAAAUCUGAUUUAUUUCUGAAUACAUCAUCAUCUGCAACUGUUAAAAGUACACAAGUUCAAAAUUGUAGUAUAGAUGAAAAUGCAUUUAUUGACGAGAAAACAUCUCUCAAAUUUAGUCACAUUGGUGCUAACACAGUUGUUGAAACGAAAACCAGAAUUUCAAACAGUGUUAUAAUGGGCAAUGUAACUAUAAAAGAAAGAUGCAUAAUACACAACAGUAUUUUAUGCAAUGGAUCUAUCAUCGAGGAAGGUACCGAAUUAAAGAAUUGUAUAGUCGGAGCUCAACAUGUCGUAACAUCGAACAGUCAACAUUCUCGAGAAGUGUUAACCGAAGCUGACAGAUUAAUAGAGAUUUAAUUAUUCACUAAUAAUUUAUUAUUGAAAUUAAACUGAAAAAUAGUUAUUUAUAUAAGUAAGGAAAAA
Messenger RNA from Vespula vulgaris, 1664 nucleotides. RefSeq names its product translation initiation factor eIF-2B subunit gamma (gene eIF2Bgamma). Lineage: Eukaryota; Metazoa; Arthropoda; Insecta; Hymenoptera; Vespidae. Gene Ontology annotation, biological process: biosynthetic process; cytoplasmic translational initiation. Bases 225 to 1598 code for a protein of 457 amino acids. Gene Ontology annotation, cellular component: eukaryotic translation initiation factor 2B complex; guanyl-nucleotide exchange factor complex. The record is from RefSeq and is a predicted model, not a curated record. The transcript is spliced from 5 exons. Gene Ontology annotation, molecular function: translation initiation factor activity; guanyl-nucleotide exchange factor activity.